This is a messenger RNA of Mya arenaria, 1126 nucleotides long. RefSeq lists its product as uncharacterized. The transcript has 4 exons. The record is from RefSeq and is a predicted model, not a curated record. NCBI's taxonomy places the organism in Eukaryota, Metazoa, Mollusca, Bivalvia, Myida, Myidae. The coding region runs from base 70 to 759 and encodes 229 amino acids.
GUGGUUUGGAGUAGUAUAUAUUGGCAAUGCAUUAAUACCCCUUUUAUUGACCGAUUGGCAUCUGUUAAUAUGGAGUACAUAUUUAUUUUUGCGUUGCUGUUCGCUGUUCUAGCAUGUAGUGUAGGCGCAUACAAGUCAGAAGAUGAACAGCAGGAAAUAUUGGAAGACCUUCGGGAUGUUCUGAAAGACCACCUUGUCUUGAAGUCUGAGGUUGAUUAUUCUGAUGCGGACGAAUUACGUGAUGGACGAACAUUGGUGAACGCAAGCGGCGAAGCAAUACAAGAACCUGAAUCGGAUGAGGAUCUGCUUUAUUACGAUCAAGAAGACGAUGAGGAUGACCUGGAGAAGGACCUGAUUACCCGCCUUCUGCCGUACGUCGGGCAGGAUAAAAGGGGUUCUUUAACAGAAGUCAUCGCUGAGACAUUCGAGGGAUUGAAAGCGGAACUUAAAAACCUGCCGGGAAAUUACGAGCAAUUUAGGUUUUUCAAAUUAAAAUCAAUCUUCCGUCGCCUCUACAUACAGAAGCGGAAGUUAGAGGCGGAGGCCCAGAAGGAAAGGCCAGAAGCUGGGACCCAGGGACUCUUGGAAUCGGUAUUGAAGUUUAGGAGAAAUGUUUUGUAUAUCAUGCGGAAAAGCGUGAACGGCUUCUGCAAAAGAAAUGUAUUAGGUUCGUGUGGGAAUUCGUGCGGCUGCGAUUUCCUGAAAUGCGUACCGAGCAGAAGCCGGCCGGGCAGGAAGUACUGUCGUAUAAAAUUCUAGCUGGGAGGACUGACAUCGAUCAACGUCGCGUCGACCAGAGCGUGCUGAUAUUUCUGUUUCAUAGACUUGAAUUGUUUCUUUGUAUUUUAAUAAUAUUAUUCAAUGUACUUUUUCAUGCGUUUGAUUAACAAAAGAUAAUGUUUAGUUUUGCAAAUAGCUGGCAAUAAGUGAUUAUGCUAGCCAGUACAUAUAAUUAUCGUUCACCAUCGUUUUAUUUUCUUUUAAAAAUUAGGAAAAUAAAGUAUUUGCAAAUUUUACUUAGAUGAGCUGUAUUUGUGUAUCAUUGCAUAUAUAUUCUAAAAACAACUUUUGCAUAAAUUGUGUAUAUGCAUAUUAUAUUAUAUCUAAUAAAACAAAUGUUCACGAG